Messenger RNA from Aphis gossypii (cotton aphid), 2119 nucleotides. Its product is annotated as protein TFG-like. Gene Ontology annotation, biological process: endoplasmic reticulum to Golgi vesicle-mediated transport; COPII vesicle coat assembly. The record is from RefSeq and is a predicted model, not a curated record. Gene Ontology annotation, cellular component: endoplasmic reticulum exit site. The coding region runs from base 361 to 1329 and encodes 322 amino acids. The transcript has 7 exons. Gene Ontology annotation, molecular function: identical protein binding. NCBI's taxonomy places the organism in Eukaryota, Metazoa, Arthropoda, Insecta, Hemiptera, Aphididae.
CACAGAUCGCAUAUGAUAACUGCACAAAAAUAUCAUUUUUAAUAAUUUUAUGCUCAUUAACUCCUUUAGAUUAUUGACUAUUGCAGACUGUAGUAUUGCCUUUUGGCAGCGUUAUUCUGUAUACACUAUUAUUUAAUAUAUUUUUUUUUUAUUGUAAUUUGCUAAUAAUUGUUAAGUGCCAAGUGGUUGCUCAUUGUUACUUGCUAAUCAGUGCUGCUAGUCGCUACUUGCUGUUGCUAAAACUAAGAACUUGUUGUUGGUGGUGUCUUUUAUUUAUCCACUUGUAGUACAUCAAUAUCGACAUUCAACAUUUUUUUUACGAUUUCGUGCACUGCGACGUAAACAUUGAAGUUUCUAAUCAUGGAAUCAGAUAAAUCAACUUUUCAACCUAUAGAUUUAGUUGGAAAAGUUAUAAUUAAAGUUCAAUUAGGCGAUGACAUAAGGAAAGUAUUAAUUCACAAUGAGUCUAUAACAUAUGAUGAAUUAUUAUUGAUGAUGCAGCGAAUAUUUAAUGGAAAAUUAACAGCUAAUGAUGAUCUCACUAUCAAAUACAAAGAUGAAGAUGGAGAUUUGGUGACUGUAUUUGAUAGUCAAGACUUAUCAUUUGCUUUACAAACAAGUAGGGUCUUAAAAUUGCAAGUAUUUAUGAAUAAUUUGAAUUAUCAAGAACGACUGAAAUCAAAACUAAAUGCUGAUGAGCUUAAAAAACAAUUGCGAGAAAUAAGAGAUGCUGUGACAUGGUUAUUAGAUACAAUUGAAGUUACUAAUGAAGGAAACAACAAUAAUAAUAUGUCAAAUCCUAUACAACAAGAACCAGUAAAUAUUACAUCACCAGAAGUACCAACAGAUAAUGGAGUCACUAAAGAGUUUGAUCCAUUACGUAAUUCUAAAGAAGAAAGUUCAAAAACUCCUCAAACUCCACAGCCUGUUAAAUUAGCUGAAGUAUCUCAGGAUAAUAUAGCUGUAUCUCAACCUCAAAGACAAACACCACCAGUUCAGCAGCCUCAAAUUCCUCAAACUAUGUAUAAUGGACAACAAUCUCAAGCAAAUAUGAAUCAACACAAUCCUUACUCUGGAGGGCAAAUCCCACCACCUCAAGGGCCUCAAACUAAGUGGGUAAAUCCUUAUCAGCAACCCGGAAUGCGUGCAUCCUAUCCAACUGCUCAAUACUCUUACCUUUACUCGGCACAGAUACCAGCAUCUGGUUAUUCUCAGAUAACAGCACAAAUGAAGCCACCUACUGGAAAUCAGCCUGUUCAUUCGUUGUAUUAUCCUACAAAUACAACCCCUAACCCACAAUAUUCUGCUUCUCAAUAUCCAGGUCAAUAAUUAAAAGUUACUAUAAUAAAACUGUCAACUGAAUGGACUGAUUUACCAUUUGAAAUAUUUAUAAAAUAUAAAAUUAGUGUUUUAUAAGUACAUUCAAAAUUUGUUUAAAACUUAAAAAUGGUUAUUUGACAAAAUUGAAUGAUGUUGAAUGGUUUAUUAAAAAGGACAAAUGUUUAAUUAAUAUUAUGUAGUGUUUUCAAUUUUAGAGUUUUUUUGUAACUACAAGAUAAUUGUGUUAAAAAUUGACAUGAUAAACAUAUAAAUUAAUAUUAAGAAUUUCCCUCUAUAUAUAUUUAUAUAUAUAUACAUAAACAACAGUUUUGCACAACCUAUUUGCAGAUUUUUACAAAUACUGUAAUGAAAGAUUGAUAAACAUUUUUCAUAUUUUUAGUUAUUGCAUUCCAUUAUCCAUCAGAACCUUUUUAAAUUAUUUAUUUUAUAAAAUUUGAUUGAUAUAUAAUUUUUUCUUGAUAAUAUACUAUUUAAUAAUAUAUAAUUUAAAUUUAUCUACUAAGGUGUUUAUUACAUAAAAUUGUGUUGAUAUAUAUAUAUAUUUUUUUUUUUUGAAAGGUGAAAUUUUUACUAUUCUUCUAUUAAUUAUGUUAAUUUUAUUUUUAAUUUAUUUUAAAAAUUCUGUAUACAUUUAAAAUUUAUUGAAAAAAAUAUAUACAUUAAUAUAUUUAAUUUGUUUAUAUUGUAAUGUAUUUGUAUAUCACUCAUACAUUGUAAUUUUUCUAUUUAGAAAAAUUAAAUAAACUGAAUAAAUAUAAAUAAAUAUCAUUUCCUAGAA